AUGGACACCCUCAUGCUCCGCUGUAGCAUGUCGCCAGCGAUUCGCAAACAACAGGAUAAAUUCAACGUGAUCACCACAGCAGAUGGACAAAUUCUUGCCGGUCAAUUUGGCAGUUUCAUUGCACAGUUCCUCGAAGCGUGGACAGGGUCUAUCGAAGAAGGCGACUUUUUCAUCACGUACGACACUUACAUGACGAAAGUUCUACAGCACCCGCUUCUUAUGGGCUGGGCAUCUCAAUUUGGUCACUUGACCGACGUUGGGGGCAUGGUCCCCGGAAGCAUGUCGAUCAACGCAACGUCCGUCUUCGACGACGGCAUCCAAAUCCCAUGCAUUAAGCUCUACACCAAGGGGGUGAUGAACACCGACCUUGUGGUUCUACUCUGUCGGAACCCAUGA
Molecule: messenger RNA, 396 nt
Organism: Aspergillus melleus
Lineage: Eukaryota; Fungi; Ascomycota; Eurotiomycetes; Eurotiales; Aspergillaceae
Exons: 2
Coding region: 1-396 (131 amino acids)
Biological process (GO): glutathione metabolic process
Cellular component (GO): cytosol
Molecular function (GO): 5-oxoprolinase (ATP-hydrolyzing) activity
Source: RefSeq, a predicted model, not a curated record